AGCAAUACUUCUACAAAAAUGAAAUUCUUCGCCGCUGUUUUGUUCGCUGUCGUUGCCUUGGCUGCCGCCGAUGUCAGUCACUUGGACAGAACAUACUUGCCACCCCAUGGUGCAGCCAGCAGCUCGCAUGAACAUUACGCUUCAGCACCUGCUUCCAGUUUCGGUUCCAGCGGCUCUGGUUCUUUCAAAUCUAGCUCUAGCUUCUCCGCUCCUGAAUCUGCUUCCACCUUUACCUCCCAACAAUACUCUGCUCCUGCUGCCUCUUCUAGUUUCAGCAGCCGUAGUGGAUUCUCUACAGAUUCUGGCUCCAGCUAUUCUGCUCCUGAAAGUGCUGCUUCUUUCUCUUCUUUCAAGACUACUGAAUACCAAGCUCCCGCUUCCACUAGCUCUGGCUCUUUCAAAUCUGAAUCCAGCUAUUCAGCUCCAGAAGCUUCAUCAUCUUACACUUCCACUCAAUACUCUGCCCCUGACACUUCUGCCAGUUUCAGCAGCCGCAGUGGAUUCUCUUCCGAUUCUGACUCCAGCUAUUCUGCUCCUGAAAGUGCUGCUUCUUUCUCUUCCUUCAAGACUACUGAAUACAAAGCUCCCGCUACCACCAGUUCUUAUAAAUCUAGCUCCAGCUUUUCUGCUCCAGUAGGUGCUGCUUCCUUUGUUGCUCCUGAAAGCACUAGCUAUACUGCUGAUACCAGCUACUCUGCCCCUGAAACUGCUUCAUCUUUCACUUCUGAGCAAUACUCAGCUCCAGAUAGCUCUGCUAGUUUCAGCAGCCGUGGUAGUUUCUCUUCUGAUUCUAGCUCAUUCAAAUCUGGUUCCAGCUACUCUGCUCCUGAAGCUGCUGCUUCCUACUCUGCCCCCUCUUACUCCACCUCUUUCACCGACUCCAGCUACUCUGCUCCACAAACUGCUGCUUCAGGUGUUGAUACCCAAUACGCUGCUGAUGGUGGUUAUGUAUACUAAAACUUAAACAAGAGACUAUUUUUGUUUUUUAAAUCUCCUCUAAAAACACCAAAAAAACAACAAAUAAAAAAUUUAAAAUAUUUUUAACAGUUUCUUUUUCUCAAUUAUUUAUUUUAUU
Lucilia cuprina (Australian sheep blowfly) is the source of this 1075-nucleotide messenger RNA. RefSeq names its product hyphally regulated cell wall protein 3-like. Gene Ontology annotation, molecular function: transcription coactivator activity. The record is from RefSeq and is a predicted model, not a curated record. Gene Ontology annotation, biological process: positive regulation of transcription by RNA polymerase II. The coding region runs from base 19 to 957 and encodes 312 amino acids. NCBI's taxonomy places the organism in Eukaryota, Metazoa, Arthropoda, Insecta, Diptera, Calliphoridae. The transcript has 2 exons. Gene Ontology annotation, cellular component: RNA polymerase II transcription regulator complex.